Molecule: messenger RNA, 1059 nt
Organism: Cladophialophora immunda
Lineage: Eukaryota; Fungi; Ascomycota; Eurotiomycetes; Chaetothyriales; Herpotrichiellaceae
Exons: 5
Coding region: 1-1059 (352 amino acids)
Molecular function (GO): oxidoreductase activity, acting on the CH-CH group of donors, NAD or NADP as acceptor
Source: RefSeq, a predicted model, not a curated record
AUGACCUUACCAACAGAAACCCGACAGUGGAUCUUACGAGAGAAGCCGCAGAGUGUUCCUAUUCUCCGCGGCGACAAUACGACAUUUACGCUUAUAACUGCACCAAUCCCGAAGCUUCAGGACGGACAAGUUCUUCUCAAGGUUCAUUACAUCUCAAAUGAUCCGGCCCAGCGCACCUGGAUAUCUCCGAACAUCAAUAAAGUACGGUUCUACAAGUCUGCUGUUAAUGUCGGCGAGCCGAUGCGGUCCAAGGGUCUGGCUGAAGUCAUCGACUCUCGAGCCACUGGGGCAUCAAAUGGCGUCUUUGUUGUCACAAACACGGACUGGUGUGAGUAUAGCGUAAAGAACUGGAACGAAUGUCAAAUAGUCGAGGAGAUACCCGGUAUCAACUUGACCCACUAUCUUGGCGCGUUUUCGUUUUCCGGUUUGGCCGCUUAUAACGGCCUCAUUUCGAUCGGCAGGGCGACUAAAGAUAGCCUCGUGGUCAUCAGUGGAGCUGCUGGGGCAACGGGAAACAUGGCAGUCCAGAUCGCAAAGAAAAUGAUUGGGUGCAGGAAGAUUAUAGGAAUUGCUGGUAGCGACGAGAAAUGCCGGUGGGCUGAGAGAGCAGGAUGCGAUAUUUGCGUAAAUUAUAAGUCCCCGACGUUCGAGCAAGACCUCGAGGCAGCAAGUAAGGAGGGAGUGGAUGUCUACUUUGAUACAGACAACGUUGGCGGGGAGAUUCUGAACAUGAUGUUGCCUCUAAUGAACACAUUUGGCCGGAUUGUCGCGUGUGGAGCAAUUUCUAUGUACUAUGAUGAAGGGUCGAAGUUGGUUUUGACCAAUUACAGGGACUUUAUCUCUAGUCGUCUGACUAUGCAAGGCUUUGUCUCAAUCGACUUCAAAGAUACCGCUCAAGAAACAUGGAAGAUCUUGCGUGAAGCUGCGAAGGACGGCAUACUUGAGCUUGGACCUCAGCACGAGACUGUAGUAGAUGCCUCGUUCGAAGAUGUCCCGAAGAUCUGGGCGAGCAUGUUUGAAGGGAAAAACAUUGGCAAGCUGGUCGCCAAGUUGAUCUGA